Messenger RNA from Saccostrea cuccullata (small rock oyster), 3422 nucleotides. Its product is annotated as patched domain-containing protein 3-like. The record is from RefSeq and is a predicted model, not a curated record. Gene Ontology annotation, cellular component: membrane. The coding region runs from base 286 to 3096 and encodes 936 amino acids. Lineage: Eukaryota; Metazoa; Mollusca; Bivalvia; Ostreida; Ostreidae. The transcript has 4 exons.
AUCACUGAAUCGUGAAGCUCUGGCAAACGUUUGUUUUAAAUUGUUCAUGUAUCCGCCUUAAUACACGUCAUGCGAUCCAAGGGAAUCGAUAUUUUUAUAUCAUUUUAGCAGUCAGACAUUUUUUCCUUGGAAACCGGGAUCUCUCAGUGCUUCAGGCUAUUAAUAAACCCCAGGCAAAGGAAAUAUAUGUUUUCCUCAUGUGAGAUUGAGCUUAAAAGUUAGGUUAAGAUUUUAAAUCGACGUUGGGUGUUGCUUGCUGGAUAUCUCUCUCAAGAAAAAGGAAAAAUGUCAUGUAGAUGUAUCUCAUGCUGCAAAAAAUGCCAUACAAAAUGGGAGGAAUUGUUGCACAAGGCCUUUGGCAAAAUCGGAACCUUCGUUUCGAAUUAUCCAGUUCAAAUAAUGAUUUGCUGUAUUAUCGUCAACUUGCUAUUGCCAAUCGGAUUGAUUAGGAUUGAAGUUGAAAAUGAUGUCGAAAAACUUUAUACUCCUAUGAAUAGCCAAGCGAUACAGGACCGAGCAGAAAUACGAAACCUUUAUGGAGACCCAACAAACGGUAACUUUCGUUCGUAUCAACUCACCGAUUUUGGAUUAUACGGCAGCGUGAUGAUCAUCUCAAAACAAGGGACAGAUAUAAAGACCCAGGCUUAUGUGGACGAAAUAAAUAACAUCCACAAUAUUAUAAAUACCACCAUUUCUGUAACGGAUUCCGCCGGAACUGUGUACACCUAUAAUGACUUAGCAGCAGGGACCGAUCCUCUACAGGCGAUCUCCGGAUCUGUCAUUUUAUCAAAACCAUUUCAGGACAAUUUUGUGAUAAAUAACGUUACGUAUCCUUUCUUCGGACAAUACACGCUUUCUCCCUUUCUUGCAAAAGCUGUUUCGAAAAACGGAAUGUUGAAUUCCACGAUUGGCGUUAAAUUGCAAUACUACCUCAAAAGCAAUGCAUCAAUGCGAGAACUAUCGAAAUCAUGGGAAAAAGCUUUUGUAUCUAGACUUGAAAAUCUACAAACCAAUCUUACAGAUAUUGCUUAUACAUAUUCAGAGUCGCUUGAAACCGAACUGAACGCUAACACAAAUAGCGAUAUAAAAUUCUUUUCAGUAACUUUCGCUCUGAUGAUGACGUAUGCCUCGAUCGCCUCAUUAACCAUUAACUGUAACAACGUGGCCAAUCGCAUGAAUUUGGGAUUUGCUGGAAUUCUUGCACCAGUUUUGGCCAUUGCUUCUGCGUUUGGAUUUGUCAGUGCUUGUGGAGUUGAAUUCACUAAUAUUGUUGGUGUAAUGCCAUUCUUGGUUGUUGGUAUUGGAAUUGACGACAUGUUUAUUCUCAUGUCGGGAAUGGCGGACGCCCCGCCGCUCACAAAAGUAUCCAUAAAGGAAAGAAUGGAGUUUAUGAUGAAAAAGAGUGGAGUUGCCAUUACUAUAACGUCUCUUACCGAUUUGUUGGCUUUUGUUAUCGGUGCAACCUCUGUUUUCAAAAGUAUAAGGAACUUCUGCAUUUAUACAGGGGUUUCCGUGUUCUUCUGCUACUUAAAUCAGCUUUUCUUUUUGAGUCCAGCUAUAAGAAUAAAUGAACAAAGAACCCUAGAGAAAAGGCAUUACUGUUGCUCCUGCAUGGUCGUGAAAAGAAGGGAAGAUUAUGAAAAGGAAGGGAAAUCAAAAUGUUUUAUUAAUUUAGUUGCUGGAUCAAUUCCAGAAACGAGGCUUGAUGUUGAAAGUCCCAUGGAAAAAUACCCCAAAAAAUUUAUUCUUUUUGUUUUGAAUCAUACAAUAGGGAAAAUCAUUGUCGUUUUUGUCUUCCUUACUUACCUUGGGGCUUCCAUUUAUGGCUGUAUUAACCUUCAACAAGGUCUACAGCUAUUCAAUUUAGCCUCAAAAGAUUCAUAUUUUUAUAAAUACAGUCUUUGGGACGAAAAUUAUUAUACUACCGAACCUAUCAUUACCAUUUGCGUGACAAAAGUCCAAGAUUAUCACAGGACAGGAACACAGGAUUUAUUGAACUCGGUCAUAUCACAGAUGAAAUCGGACAGUUAUAUCGACGGUAACGUUGAAAUCAAUUGGUUGGAUAGCUACAACAAAUCUGCGGUUUAUGACUCUUCAUCAGAAGCAAACUUUGUUACUGGCCUUAUCACCUUUUUGGGAUCACCGGGUGGGCAGUCGUUUACAAACGAUUUAUUUUUAGAUACAACUAACAAGAAAAUAUUGUCAUCCAGGGUUCAUUUAAAGGCCCAAAACAUGAAAACAUCCACGGAACAAGGCGAUUUUAUGAAGCGCAUGCGUGAAAUAUCGGACAAGGCUAACCUUCCGUGCAUAAUUUAUACCCCAGCUUUUGUCUUUUUUGAACAAUACGUGCAAAUUCUAGCAAGUACCCUACAGACUGUAGGCAUAGCUGUGGCCGUCAUGCUUGUUGUUACCUUCAUUUUCAUGCCAGAUAUAAGAGUUGUUAUUAUUGUGUGUAUAACCCUAAUUAGCAUUCUAGCUGGUAUAUUUGGAUUUAUGUACUACUGGGACCUCACUUUGAGUUCUAUAACCAUGAUCCAUCUGGUCAUGAGUGUUGGUUUUUCUGUAGAUUUUAGCGUCCACAUCUGUCAUGCGUUUAUUUCAGUUGAGGGGGAAAGUAGAAAAAUCAUUUUAGAAAACGCUAUGGAUAGGUCUGGUGGUCCAAUCGUGAAUGCAGCAAUUUCAACACUGUUAGGAAUAUUUAUGCUUGCAUUUUCACGAAGUUACAUAUUUAAUUCAUUUGGUAUUCUGAUGUUUCUUGUCAUAGGGUUUGGUCUUAUACACGCUGCCUUCUUUUUGCCCUUAUUUUUAUAUGCAAUAAGUCCUUGCAUCCAUAAUUCGGAAAUGACAAAAGUAGAACAUUCCUCUGGGGAUCUCCAAAGGGAUUCCCAAAACACCCGACCAGAAGGAGCCCCUAGACCGUUACCAACUCCUCCAAAUUUACGAGAAAAACUCCCCCCUCUGGACGAUCACUCACAACAGAAAAUAAAUAAUUAUACUCAAGGAAAUGAAGAGUCGUAUUCUUUACAUAGUGGGAAGUUUACGGAUAUUGGAAAUGGGUAUAAAAUGUAUCAGCCCCCCAAAAAACAUGAAGAUUAGGCAUAUCUUCGCAAAUUAAGAAAAACAAAAGAAUAUACAGCAUUUUGUUACAAAUAAACUGUAUUAAUCUAUCAUGCCGAUUUCAGCAUUGGAUAUACGCGUACUUUGGAAUCAAGCAUUGAUGAAGAUUUAAAGUGUAACUUAAGUAAAAUAAAUACAUACAAAUUGUAUUCUUUUAAAAGCUUGAGGGAAAGGCAAAAUCGGGAAACGAUUAAGUCCUUUGUAACUAGGACAGUGACUCAGGUAAUUUUAUAUGUGUGUCCUCAUCAAAUAUUCAUACGAUCAUCAUAACAUUCAAAUAUAUUUCUUGUCAUGUUAUGUUUUUC